Messenger RNA from Zasmidium cellare ATCC 36951, 951 nucleotides. RefSeq lists its product as uncharacterized. The coding region runs from base 1 to 951 and encodes 316 amino acids. NCBI's taxonomy places the organism in Eukaryota, Fungi, Ascomycota, Dothideomycetes, Mycosphaerellales, Mycosphaerellaceae. The record is from RefSeq and is a predicted model, not a curated record. The transcript has a single exon.
AUGACGGACUCCAGCUCCAAAUUUCAACCUUUCACAUUGACAUUGGCAAACUCUGCAACUCUGACUGGCCGCUCUUACACACCCUCUGGAGCUGGCAAAAAGAACCAGCCUCUGCUGGUUCUGCUCCACGGCGGAGGCUGUCACGCUGGAUACUACGAUGUCGACGAGGACCAUACCGCAGCCGCAACAGCCCACGCUCUCCAGAUUCCCGUCGUUUCGAUCAAUCGACCUUGCUACUUGGGAACAUCGUCCCUGUUUCCACUCCCAGAAAACAGUUCGUUCCACCGAGAGACUGGCAGAUUGGAGCACUCGUACAUAUUCCCUGCCCUGUGGAAGACGUUCGGCCUACCAAAUAACUGCAGCGCCAUUGUUGCAAUAGCACAUAGCAUGGCCAAUCCUGGACUCUUGGUUGCAGCGUCUCUACAUGCGGAAGGUGGAAAUCCAGAAUAUCCUUUGGCGGGCUUGAUAAUAUCCGGAUGGGGAUGCAGACGGAACUCGGAUUCACAGGAGUUCUGGAUCAAGUUGUCCGAGGACGAGCACAAGCAGAAUCGACAUAUCGUCAUGCUGAGUGAUCCCAAGUACCGAACGACCGACGACAAGAUGAGACUCUGCCUCCCUGAACAAACCGUGGAGCCACCUCCUGAAGAAGCGGAAGAAUGUGUCAUCGGACCCUGGGCGAAGCACUUUCCAGAUAUUGCAGCUUCCAUUAGUGUCCCUGUUAUGUAUGCUGUGGGCGAACAUGACUGGCUUUGGGAAGGAACGUUCGAUAACGCUAGGGAGUUUGCUGCCUUCUUCAAGAAUUGCACUCGUUUCGAUGGAAGUGUUGUGCAGGGAGCACCGCAUGCCAUUGAGUGGAGCUACUACGCAGCAGGAUGGUAUGCCCGCUGCUUUGGAUUCGCCAUUGAAGUUGCAACACAUUUGACUGUCAUGAAAGAGAGUCCGUUCCGCUGA